Molecule: messenger RNA, 3614 nt
Organism: Cuscuta campestris
Lineage: Eukaryota; Viridiplantae; Streptophyta; Magnoliopsida; Solanales; Convolvulaceae
Source: the annotation of a GenBank genome assembly
GAAGGAUUGUGCUUGUGUAUAUGUUUUGGGACAUAGACCACAUUAGGACCCCCCUAUACUUCUUUCAUACAUUAGAUUAGGACCAUAUUAUGAUUGUUAAUCAGUAAAUGAAGUGGAUAACUUUUGAUGGCCCAAGAUCCUUCAAUUUGGGUAGCCAGUGUAGUUCCUUUAAGUAGAUAAAAACAGCAGGUUGCUUGGGUCUAAGAUAGCCUAAAAUCAAUGAGAUUAUAGAUCAUUAUAACCGACAUAAUUCAUACGAUGUAUUAUUUCUUGUUAAGUACACAUCUUAGAAGCAAAGUAUCUCCAAAGGCAAUACUUAUCACAUCAAAACACCUAGCAGCAGAAAGCUAAUGCAGCCAAGAGUUUGAUACCAAAAAAAAGAAUGCCUUUCCACUAUGCACAUGACAUUAAACUUUCCUAACCACAAAGAAAUCAUGAAUACUAUUUAAAUUUGAGACAUUCUUACUUGCAAGUGGCACAGAGAUUUAUCAUCAAUUAACUGAAAAGGGUUUGUUCCUCCAUAGCGCUGAAAUUACGAUGCAAACGAAAUAGAAAGUAAGCGUAUGAAUAGACAGCACUACAUUAAAAUUGCCUAGGUGGGUCUGCCCAGGUCUGUUCUUCACCCCCUUUUGCUGCUCUUGUAACUGCUGCUGCUACAAAGGGCUGAACAUGAUGGUGGGAAGGGUUUGCAAAAUGGAAUAAUCCAUCAUCUAUACACCCAGGAAGAGCUCCAAACAAUACACGCUUUAGGGAUAGUCUUGGCUACCAAACCUCAAUCGUGCAAAAGACACAUGCAUUAUUGAACUCAUCUCUACUUAUUCUUAUGUUCAGCUGCCCAGGUCACCCCCCAUGCCGCCUAAGAUACGACUCACCGUUCAUUAGGGCUUUAUGGCAGCCAAGUGUGCCCUCACCGCCCACUAAACUCAGGUCUCCAAACGGGGGGGAAGAAGGUCGUGCAUCUAUUCAUCGAAGGGUACAGGGACAAUAAAUUGCAAGCUCCAUUAAAAGAUUGGCAUCUGAAAACGUGUUUGUUAUCCAGAUGUUAGCUAACAAAGUAGAGACACUAACAAAAGCUAUGGAAGUUGAGGCCAAAAUGAUGAGAAGGGAGGUUGCUGCAAUGGAAAAAGAAGUAUCUGCUGGAUUAAGCUGAUUUUUUUAAAUAAAUAAAUGCUUUGUUUCGUUCCACAGGAAGCCCGUUAUGUAGUUGGUGCUGAGUGCUGUAGGUGGAAGUUUGCAGAAUUUCACAAAACAUUGAGGGAAAAAGGGAUAGUCAAGCCAUUUACUGGUCUCUGAGGAUACUUUUAGAUGUUCGCCUUUGAAAAUAGCAAAGAAGGGAACAUUCUAUUCGUAGCACACCAAGAUGACACCUUUCAUGUCCAGACAGACAUCUUUGAACUAAAUCUUUAGUGAAGCCAUGGAAUCCAUGCGUCAUCCAACAUAGUACGGAUCGGAGUACCUACUUAUUUUAUAAAGCAACCAUAUACUACUUUUUCUUGAGUUUGAUCAUUUAUAUACUACGUAUUUGCAUAGGCUUGUUCAGUGUCUAUAAGGUCUUAGAACCGAAUAAUUUUUGUUAUUUCUUUUAUAUUAUGUAGAUCUUUUUUAAAUCUUGGAGGGGCUUUGUUACAGACUCUGGAUCGCGACCCAUUUAAAAAUAUUUUCAGAGUAAUGCGGAAGUACAAUAAUAAUCAAAUCAUGACACAUUUUAAAAUCUGUUGACCAAACAUUGCCUGCCAUCCUUGCAUCUCCUCUGACUCAAUGCCCUCUGGGAAAGAUCGCGCUACCUGGACCCAUGAACCUUUUAUCAUCAAGGAGGAUGAACUCCGAGGAGUGGCCGCACUUCUGGGUCCACCUUCCCGAUGCCGUCGGGGGAAUUGGUUUAACUCACAAUUUAAACCCCCAGAAGUAUAUGGUCAUGCAUUACCAUUCCGUGGAGAACGGGUUCAGAUUACCCCUCCAUGGUCUGCUCCACGACAUCUGCCGCCAUUUCGGAUUCGCUCCUGGCCAGUUGACUGCCAAUGCGCACAAGUAUGUCGCGUCCUACAUCUUGCGGUGUUGUACCCUGGCCAGGGUGUCUUCCCCUGAAAGGUUCAAGGCUCCUUCCGUCGUGGAAUCCAACCCAGUCGGGAGCUCUUCUGGAAACCAGACCCAAUGUGACUCCACCGCCUUGGCUAUUCACAAGCCGGCUGCUGCCCCGGAGGCAGUUCCCAUCUCUGCUAUUCCCGGUCUUAGAAGGCCAACACCGUCUCAGAAACGGCCACGGGAAGGGGUCACCGAUGAUGAUUUCUUUCCCAAAAAGGGUAAAGGUGAUGGUACUUCUGCUUUGCCCAACCCCCUGACUACAUCUUCUGGUACCAAGAGUACCACCCCUACUGCCGUAUCUGGAGGUUUGGAGUUACCCAACCCAGAUAGCUUAGAUCGCGAGGGAGACGAACUUCUGGACCAGUUAGCACUCAAAAGACCUACGGUGCAGCCUCUGCCUGAGGCAAAUCUAGAGAAGAUGAGGGAAUCAGUGCAGGGGCCCGCAAUUCCCCAAGCACGCCCCGACUUGCUUGCCUUCAAUGCUCUGCACUUAAUGGAGCAGCUAUCUGAUUUUUGCAUGCGCUUGAGGAGUGGAAGAGUAAUUGGUGAUAUAGAGGUAAACGGUAGCAACUCUGAGGUAAGUGUGUCUGAACCCAAUUCUUUUAAUAGCAAGUUUGUUGCUGAAUCUGAGGAUAGACCUGCCAAUUUGCUUGCUGUUGAUUUGUUUGAUUCUUGUUCUGAUAGCAUCUUUGAUAAUCUUUUUGAAAUAAAAUCUGAACCAAAGAUGACAACUUUAAGAGAAUUGGCAGCCCCUAACCUAAAUGUUCAACCGCUUUCCAUCACAUAUGCUGAGCUAGAGAAACCUUUAAAGCUGAAUUCUGGGUUUAUAAAUCUUUUGCCUAAAUUUCAUGGUCUUCCUGGAGAGGAUCCCUUUAGGCACAUCUCUGAAUUUCUGAUUACUUGCGGUGCUAUGGUGCCUGAAGGGGUUGCUCAAGACCAAAUUAGGUUGAGGGCUUUCCCGUUUUCUUUAGCUGAUAAGGCAAAGGACUGGUUGUACUACAUGCCAGCCGGGCUACUUCCUACUGAGAGGGGCAAUGUGGAUGCUGCCAGUGGGGGUGCCCUGGUUAAUAAAACACCUGAACAAGCUAGGGAAUUAUUUAAUUUGAUUGCUCAGAACACCCAACAGUUUGGGACUAGGGAAACAUUAGUGAAGAAAGUGAAUGAAAUUGGUAAUUCUUUUAUUGAAAACAAACUGACCAAACUUACCAAUGCCAUUUCACAACUUACAACUGUCGGAGGGGUUAAGGGAAAACCUUGUGGGGUUUGUUGCUUGGAAGGACACCGUACUGAUGCUUGUCCGACCUUGCAACACCCCGAGGUUUCCUUCUCAACCAUUUUUGAAUCCUAAAGAGAAUUUGAGUGCAAUUGUGCUUCGAAAUAAGAAAAAACUGCAGGAACCUAGUUUUGUCAGUAGGGAAGAAAGGGAGAAAGAACUUCAUCCAAAUCAAGUUUCUUUUGAAAAUAAUAAUGCUGAUUUUGUUGAAAAUGAAAUCACUCAGGUUGAAAAACAGAAAGAAAUUGAUUUUCAAAAU